AUGGAAAGGAUCAUCACCGUCAAUGCCGUGUGGCUCAUCGGUCUGAUUGAAGAGAAUGUAGGUAAGGAAACUAUUCUGAAAGUGACAGAUUGGUUGCGUGGAAUUUGGGAAAUGAGGCGACGUGCCGGCGGACCGAUUCAACAAUGGAUUGACUCCAUACCGUCUUCCGCGAAAUCAGACGUUGUCAAUGCGAGCGAGUGUCGAGAACGUAUCCCGAGCCACGAACAUAAACUGUUAACACCAACCGAGCCUAAGGACAUUCCAUUUUCUAAGGAUUUACAGUCUCCAAGUAUGACCGUAUCAGCGCCUAUUAACAUUCCUAAUUCUCCAGCAAUGAAUACACCGAUAUUACCAAGUUCACUUCCUCAUCAGAGACUGGCACGAGAUGCCAGUUUUCAGUCGGACAGCAGUCACUGCAGUAGCGUCGAGAGCUUAUUAGAAUUACGAAAGGCAGAUCCGGCAGCGAUUCUAUUCGAUCUUGGCUUUGGUGGCUCUACGGCCAGUCAGCAGGAAAACGGUACAAUUUCUCGUAUUCCUAGAAGGUUCCUACAGCCGUCGUCGUUAAGAGGCAUCGCUAUAGACGAGUUUCUUAAGCAGCAACAGGAGACCACAGAGUCUUUUGAUUCAAUAUCUUUAGGAUAUAGAGGCCUAACAGGAUCACCAUAUGUAGCUCCAUCGGAAAUUGUGCAAAAAAUUAUGGAACGCUUGCGGGAACAUGACAGCCAUGAAGUGGAUACAAGUCCGUAUAAUUAUGACCAGUACAGUUCAUUACAUCAAAAUGGAAAAUUCUCUGUGCUGUCUCCUGAUAACAGGCAAUUUUUGGAACAGCCGCGUUCUAAAAGCCCCGAUAUGCGCAACAAGCGUAUGAUUAUAGGGCAAAAAUCAUUUACUUUCGGAUGCGACGGAAAUUUAAUUGAAGUAUCUACCGAUGAUACAAAACUUACGUAUGAUUCAGUAAAUGGUCAUAAUAGUUCACUGGAUGCCAGUGAAUCUGUGGAAUUAAAGCAAUUGUUUCCAGAAGGAAGUGUAACAUUUGAACACCGAUAUCUUUCAAAGUAUGACAAAGGGUUAGCGAAACAAUUGUCGUUUGAUGAUAUCGAAUUUUCUGAAACUGAUCAAUUAUCAAAAAAUGAUCGGGGGAUCUCGAAUAGUUUAAAUAUUGCUCAAAGUGGCACAAGUAUAGAUGAUAGGGAACAAGGAUAUAAUAUAACAAAUACAACUUUUAGAAAACACAAGUUUUCUGAUACUCGAAGGGCUAGCGAUGGUUCGUGUGACACUAAACUCUUAAAGAAUAAACUAUUUUAUGGAAGACGAUUUAGUGAUAGCGCAAUGCGUAUUGCUGAACGUCAAAAUAAGGAGCAUACGUUAAUGCAAAAGAGGAAAAGUCUCAAAAGACAGUCUAGAGUAUGUGAUACAACCGCAAUGUAUUAUUGCGAUUUAAGUCCUAUUAGGUCUAGUAUACCAAGUAUAGUAAUAAUAGAACCUAAUGUAGAUAAUGAAGUAUCAAGUGGCGUAACUGAUAGUGCACAAUCAAAUAUACCGAAAACAUUCGAGUCAGCCGAAGAUAAAAACGAUUCGGAGUUAAAAACGGAGACGGAAUUUUUAUUUAGUAAAUCUAAUUAUAUGCCUUCGCCAUCAAAUGUUAGUGAAUCUAUCAACGGAUUAGAAUGCUUUCAAACAGCACUGGAAGAUUCGGCAUCUAGUGAUCAUUCUUGUACGGAAGAUAAUCAAACUUGUUGUUACAAAGGUAAAGUAUGUAAAGAUUGUAAGCAUGGUAAAAACUGUCCGGAUUGUUGUUGUUACGCUAACAAACGGAAAUAUCGGAAAAAGAUGGAGAAGAUCAUGCAAGAAAAUAAGAGAUUAGAGGAUAUGCUAGCGAGAAGUAGGAGAGAGGUGGCACAGAUUCGAGAUAUGCUAAGCAGCGUGUUAUCAGUCAGGAUGGAACCAGGAUUUUAAAUGGAUUACUAGAGCAAACUUGCCAAUUUUGGUAAAAGUAAUACUGUCAUCUUGUGAUAUGCGGAGGU
Molecule: messenger RNA, 2024 nt
Organism: Cyphomyrmex costatus
Lineage: Eukaryota; Metazoa; Arthropoda; Insecta; Hymenoptera; Formicidae
Gene: olf186-M
Product: Ki-ras-induced actin-interacting protein-IP3R-interacting domain olf186-M
Exons: 6
Coding region: 1-1956 (651 amino acids)
Molecular function (GO): signaling receptor binding
Source: RefSeq, a predicted model, not a curated record